GCUCUGCUCCUCAUUGAGGUAUGAUUAUUUAAUAUACACCCACACCACACACACACACACACACAUUAUGAGAAGCUCUCUUUGGUGGCAUCAUCUCAGUUUCUGUGCCAACAAGGGUGGUGGUCUCAGUUGGUGAUUAUGGCCAAGAUCAGAUCAGAAAUCACAACUUUUUCCUCCUUCUUCAAAUCAGUGCCUUUGCUUCUUCUCAUCAUUUCUGAUGAGUACCUACUUUGGCGCAAUAGAUGGCCAUCUUGAUUAUUGGGCAGUAAUGAGCUUCAUCUUUGUUAGUGUUCAUUUUUAAAAUUCAUUUGUGCAAAUUCAUGGCCUUGGUUUUGGAAUCAACUAUGGACAGAUAGCCAACAAUCUACCUUCUGCAACUCGAGUGGCUGUUCUUAUAAAAUCCAUGAAUGUGAGUAGAAUCAAACUCUAUGAUGCUGAUCCAAAUGUUCUCAUCGCCUUUUCGAAAUCGAAUGUGGAAUUCGCUGUAGGACUAGGAAAUGAGCAUCUUCAGAACAUGACAAACCCUUCUAAAGCUCAAGCUUGGAUUCAGAAUCAUGUUCAACCUCACCUUUCACAAACCAAAAUCACUUGCAUCACUGUGGGAAAUGAAGUUUCCAAUAGCAAUGACACUAACUUAAUGCAGAACCUUCUCCCAGCAAUGCAAAAUGUGCAUGGUGCCCUUGUGAAUCUUGGACUAGACCAACUAGUUUCUGUCACAACAGCACAUUCUUUCAACAUCAUAGCCAAUUCCUACCCUCCUUCAAAUGGUGUUUUUAGGCAAGAUCUGAUGCAAUAUAUCCAACCCCUUUUGGAAUUUCUUUCACAAAUCAACUCACCUUUUCUCAUCAAUGCAUACCCUUUCUUUGCAUACAAAGAUAACCCAGAUGAGGUUCCUUUAAACUAUGCACUUUUUCAGCCAAAUCAAGGCAUGGUUGAUUCAAAAACCAACUUGCAUUAUGAUAACAUGUUGUAUGCUCAAAUUGAUGCUGUCUAUGCUGCCAUCAAAGCUGUGGGGUACAGCAACAUUGAAGUGAGGAUUUCUGAGACAGGUUGGCCUUCUAAGGGGGACCCUGAUGAAAUUGGAGCUACACCACAAAAUGCACUAUUGUAUAAUGGUAACUUGAUGAGAAGGAUAGAGAAGAAGGAAGGAACUCCAGCAAAUCCUUCAGUUCCAAUUGAUAUUUAUGUGUUUGCACUUUUUAAUGAGAAUAUGAAGCCUGGUCCUGCUUCAGAGAGAAAUUAUGGCCUUUACUAUCCUGAUGGCAAUCCUGUUUAUAACAUUGGAUUGCAGGGUUAUCUCCCAGAGAUGGUUAUGCCAUCCAAAUCUAAUUUUUUGUCUGUCAAUUAUCUCGUCUGUACAAUUACAUGCUUGAUUUUUUCUUGGGAGCUUUCAAGAUUGUGAUCAGAAGAAGGGAGGGAUCAAGAGGAAACACAGGGAAUCAUAUACAUCAUUCUUUUGCCAUAUGAAGUUAUUCAGGGCUUUCUUUUCUUUUGUCCAAGGCAAACUCUGCACAUUGCGUGAAAAGCUAUGUGGAGGCAAGGUCGGCGAUUUGGUUCAUAUAAGAGAAAUUCAUACAUCAUGGCUUAACUGCAUUUUUGUUCCCCCGUAUAUUAUUGGUGUCACAAUUGUACCAAAUAGCAAUAAUCAAAUAUAUGAGGAAUGUAGUAAUUUUUUUCUUACACAUUUUUUUUCUUGAUAACACAUAUAAGCAUCAAUAUGCAUAUGCACUAGAAUAUGAAUUAGAAGUACCCCAAGAUUGGAUCCCUAGAAAGAAAAUAUUACUUUAAUACUGAGAAAAAAGAAAAUAUUAUUUUGAUGUA
Messenger RNA from Lotus japonicus, 1821 nucleotides. RefSeq names its product glucan endo-1,3-beta-glucosidase 14-like. The coding region runs from base 404 to 1402 and encodes 332 amino acids. The transcript has 5 exons. NCBI's taxonomy places the organism in Eukaryota, Viridiplantae, Streptophyta, Magnoliopsida, Fabales, Fabaceae. Gene Ontology annotation, molecular function: hydrolase activity, hydrolyzing O-glycosyl compounds. Gene Ontology annotation, biological process: carbohydrate metabolic process. The record is from RefSeq and is a predicted model, not a curated record. Gene Ontology annotation, cellular component: plasma membrane.